UCCGUGUUGUUUACACCUGCAGUGAUAUCUGCACGAGACGCAAAGGUCAUGGAGAUAAGAAUCGAUGAGGAAGAGAGGACUACAGACACAUGUGCGCCUCACAAAAGACUUCCGACCUCCUACUGGAAAAAGUACAAUGGACCGCCACUCGAAGCUGUUGUUCGUUUCUACUUGUGAAUUUCAGCGUUCACGUAACACAACAAUGGCAGUAUCCAUGGAGGCGCAAAUUGUAAAUGCAACACACCUUGUGAACAUGAGCAGCCGAGCAUCAGAGCAGCACUUCACAGACCCUCCUCCCCCUGUUUUCUCAAGGGGCUUUUUACGCGCCGUUGGAUGCUUCGGCUCUCCUUCUCUGUGGCGCUGUACCACCUGCACCGUAUCAGACCGACGCUCCUGCUUGAAGGCUACUGACUGCAUCGCUCUACAUUCCUGUGGACUGGACCCCGAAAGGUGCAGCAGGAUGCAGGGCGUACUGCCUGUGUGUGGACUGCAGCCCCUGCUGGCCCUCCUUCUGCUUCAAACUGCGGGCUGCGGCUUAACCAGCGCCGACACUGUGGUGAAUAUGAGGAAGGUGACCCAUCAGACCAUUAGCGAGGAGCUGUCCAAAACCGUUCUCCUCCCCUGCCUCUUCACUCUCCGUCCCGGUGCCAGUUCAUCCCAUGAGCCCCCCAGGAUCAAGUGGACCAAGGUUUGGGGCCAGAGAGGCUCAGACGGCCUGCAGAAGGAACAGUCGGUCCUGGUGGCCAAAGACAACGUGGUCAAGGUGAAGAAGGCCUUCCAGGGUCGUGUGACGCUGCCUGGUUACAAUGAGAACCGUUACAACGCCAGUCUCGCUCUGUCAGGGCUACGUUCCAGCGACUCUGGUCUGUACCGCUGUGAGGUCGUGGUGGGCAUCAGUGACGAGCAGGACACAGUACCUCUGGAGGUCACAGGUGUGGUAUUUCACUACCGGGCCCCUCAUGACCGAUACGCCCUAUCCUUCGCUGACGCCAAGAGAGUGUGUGUGGAGAACUCAGCGGUCAUCGCAACACCCGGCCAGCUGCAGGCGACCUUCGCUGAUGGAUAUGACAACUGUGAUGCCGGCUGGCUGUCUGACCAGACUGUACGGUAUCCCAUCCAGUCACCUCGGCCCGGUUGCUAUGGUGAUCGGGAGGACUCACCUGGAGUCCGUAACUACGGCGAUAGGUCCCCUGAUGAGCUUUUUGAUGUCUACUGCUUCGCUAAGAAGCUUCAAGGUGAGGUCUUCCACUCCACAGUGCAGGAGAAGUUGAGCCUGGCCACAGCCUCCACCCACUGUCAUUCCCUUGGAGCCCAGCUGGCCACUGUCGGGCAGCUCUACCUCGCCUGGCAGGCCGGCCUGGACCAGUGUGACCCGGGCUGGCUCGCCGACGGCAGCGCCCGCUACCCUAUCAAUGUUCCACGGAAGAACUGUGGCGGAGACGAGCCCGGGGUGCGGACCGUCUACAACAAUCCCAACCGCACUGGUUUCCCCGACACCACAGCUCUGUACGACGCCUACUGCUACCGAGCCCACCAGUCAGCGGGAGUCCAGGCUGCUGAGGCGCAGGCUUUGUUCCAACCCAACCCAGCAGCAGAGGCCACCUCCUCAGUCACUGAAGCCCAGCCUAGCAUGCAUUUUUCCAAAACUUCCACCUGGACAGGCUUGGUUGACUUGGACAACGAAAGUGUCCGCUCCAUUGCUGGAAACAACAACUCUGCUGAGAUCUCUGAAGAGCACGUUGUCAUCCACUUAAGGCCGGAGGAAGACUGGGAUGAAAAACAGGACAGACCCAGAGUCAGCCAACCCAGCCAGGAGGAGUCUGGCCCAAAGAAUAGCAACACUAUGGGCCUUUCUGACCUCGAAAACCUGGAGAGCCAAGGAGGUUCUGCUCACGAAGAAGAAGACGCUGCCUCUUUUGGAUCAACAUUAUCCUCCGUGACUUCUUCCACUCCUCAGCCUCAGACUAGUAACAGUGUGUUGGCUGAGUUUGUUAACACUCUGAUGAGACCCUUCAGGUACUGGAGAGGAGGCGAGGAGGUGGAGGCAGAAAAGGCGCUCUCAGGGCUUGAGGAAAAAGCAGGAGAGAACCAAACGCAGGGAGAAGCAUCCAGCAGAAACCCGAGUAUACCAAAACCAAGUGGAAACAAGGGGAGCAUGGACAAUGCCAUUCUGGAGCACAGGAGUGCUAGUUUUCCUUUCAGGACUCCUACCAGUGGAGUACAGAAUCAAGAGGAAGGGCUGUCUGAGCAGGAGAAAGAGGUGAUGCCACUGGUCCGAUUAGUGCCUGCAGUCAAAAGCACAGGGCAAAAUGACACCACCACUCAGCCAGGACAACGAGCCUCCAGCACACCUGCGGACAACAAUCCAUCCAGCAGUAACGACUUCACUGCAUCAGGUCCAAGCGAGAGAUCACCACCCAGCGAACAUGUCAACGUAUCCGGCCCUCAGGGACCCCGAGGAGGCCCCGCCUUUGCUCCCGCCCCCAGCAGCCACUUUCGAUGGGCCAUCAAAUCCAUGCGAGCCUCCAAGCUCGGCCCUCCUGGGAAUGUGGCUUACGUGGGUAAACGUCCCAACUGGGAGCCGAUGGAAGCUAAAGCAGGGCCGCUCGAAGUGAUGACCUUGCCCACGUCCCUUCGACAGGACAUCCCGGAGAACUACUCAGGUCUGGGGAGGGACCAGGACGGAGAAGAUGCUACUUCGCCAGCAGCUGCUAGAGCUGCGUCAGGAGAGGAGAAGGAGAUCGAGGGGAGCAGUGAUGGGAGUAACUUUCCUGGUGGGUUUGGAUUGAAAGGCAACAACUUGGACACCAAGCAGAGUCCUGAAACAAAGUCUGCACUCGGCGAAAGCCAGACUGAGGUUGUAGCUGUGGCAGAGCACACUACUCUGUCCCAGUGGCAGCUCGUGCAGCAGCCCACCACCCCACCUCAGGGCUCCCAGGAGCCACACACAGCAGAGGAGGCCAGGGGGGAGAUCCUCUACAUCCGCCGGCCCACUGAGAACCUCUCCUCUGCUCCUUCACUGAGAGAAGAAAGUAGCUCAAAUUCAGGUUUCACUUCUCUUUUUAGGAAGAACAGCAAAGACACAAACAAAAAUGAGGCUGUGACUUCCACACCUGAAGCACGUAUGGAGGUGCUGACAACUUCUGAGGUGACCACAGUGGAGCUUCUGACAACCAGAGACACGCAGAGGACGGAUCCUAUCACGACAGCAACCCCCACAGAAAAUUCCUCGGAGAGAACCACCACUGAGGAGUCUUCUAUUUCUAUAUCUUGGGUUCAGGAAGAGACGGAGAAAACAACACCUGACCCGCACCUCACAGCUACACCAGCACCUGGAUCUCACACCUCUACGGGAGUCAUUCAGUUGACUACGUUUGCGUCAGACUCCAACGUCGGCGCCACACAAAUGGAAUCAAGGUCGGCAGUGUCGGAGUCUUUCGUGGUUGGAAGUCGGUGGACACCUUUCAAAGACAUGAGCACAAAGUCGGAGGAACACAAAACUACAAAAGACACAAACAACCCUUUCGGCAUCCUCGUACCCAACUGGGCGUUCGGGCUGAUCCCAUCAGUGGAGAACAACCCAUGCCAGACCAACCCCUGUCUCCACGGAGGGAGCUGCCUGCAGGAAGGUGAUGGCUAUAGCUGCUACUGUCCUCAGGGCUUCUCUGGAGAGAGCUGCGAGAUCGACAUUGACGACUGCCAGUCUAAUCCAUGCCAGAACGGAGGAACCUGCAUCGAUGAGAUCAACUCCUUUGUGUGUCUUUGUCUGCCCAGCUACGGGGGAGCUACUUGUGAGAAAGACACCGAGGGCUGCGAGCACACGUGGAGGAAGUUUCAUGGUCACUGCUACAGGUACUUCACCCGGAGACACACCUGGGAGGACGCCGAGAAGGACUGCAGGGAGCAUAGCGGACACCUGGCUAGUAUCCACAGCCUGGCCGAGCAGAACUUCAUCAGAGGUCUAAGCCACGACAACACCUGGAUCGGGUUAAAUGAUCGUACAGUGGAGGACGACUUUCAGUGGACAGACAAGAUGGACCUGCAAUAUGAGAACUGGCGUGAAAACCAACCAGACAACUUCUUUGCUGGAGGAGAAGACUGCGUGGUGAUGAUUGCUCACGAAAACGGCAAAUGGAAUGACGUGCCCUGCAACUACAAUCUGCCGUACGUCUGCAAGAAAGGAACAGUACUUUGCGGAGCCCCUCCCACCGUGGAUAAUGCCUUCCUGAUUGGUCGGAAGCGUUCCCACUAUGACAUCCACUCGGUAGUGCGCUACCAGUGUGCCGACGGCUUCCUGCAGCGCCACGUGCCCACUGCUAAGUGUCGUGCCAACGGCAAGUGGGACCGGCCUAAAAUCAUCUGCAUAAAAUCCCGGAGAGCCCACCGCUACCGGCGCCACCACCACAAGGGCAGGAGGGAGCGCAGGAAGCACAAGAGGCACGGCCACAGGGAGGGAGGGCACCACGGAGGAGAGCUGGGCCACAACCACGCCCACGUCUGAACCAAAAAAGAAAUAAUCCCACCCUCCUUUCCUUUUCCUCUCUGCUGCCAACUUGCCUGUCUCCCUGUCGUCCCUUCCUCUCGUCCCCACACACUCCUUCACACUUUACAGCUCAAAACUCUCUGCCCAAGCCCCCCCUCCUCC
Messenger RNA from Plectropomus leopardus (leopard coralgrouper), 4645 nucleotides. It is a transcript of the gene ncanb, whose product is annotated as neurocan b. Gene Ontology annotation, biological process: skeletal system development; positive regulation of neuroblast proliferation; glial cell differentiation. Gene Ontology annotation, cellular component: synapse; perineuronal net. The record is from RefSeq and is a predicted model, not a curated record. NCBI's taxonomy places the organism in Eukaryota, Metazoa, Chordata, Actinopteri, Perciformes, Serranidae. Gene Ontology annotation, molecular function: calcium ion binding; hyaluronic acid binding.